GUCUCCCGUUACUGCAGCUGGCUUCUGUGCGCGAGCGCGCCAUGCAGCGGUUCACCCUUACAAUCGCUUUUCCUUAAUUCCUCUAAACCAGUCCGGCGGACGGAUAAAAACUAAAACAGCGCGAUUGCAAAAAGGUCUCCUUCUCUCGCUCCCUGUGCUGCGUUGCGGAGGGAUCUCUCAGCUUCCCCCUUUAGAAAACGGAAAAGAGGAGGGGUGUGUGCGCGCGCGCGAUGCGGAUCUCUUGAAGCUCCGUGGCCGUUACUUUAGGAGAGGGAGAAAAGGCGAGGAGAUUGUGGGUGUACACCCGCGAAGGGAGACUUAGUCCCCUUACAGGGGGAGGUGUGGCUGUUGGCACCAAAAGAAGGGGGAAGAGGAACUAGAAAGAAGGGCAUGUGGGGGAAAAAAGCUGACUGGGUGAGGGGCUGAAGUGGCGGUGAGUCACCUAGGGAAGGGAGAAUGAAGGACGAGGUUUGAGAACUAGGCAACGGGGUGGGGAUGGUACUAGCAGUAGUUGAGCUACCUUAAAAGAGAGAGAGAGAAGUGGGAAAGGGCACCUCUAUUUAGGUGCUGUUCGUGAGAGCGGCAGAGAGCGCCCCGGUUUCCUGGGAAGGUAGGGGAGGUUGCCAGGGCUCUUUCCUGUCUGCAAGAAAAAUCAGGGCUAGCUCAGAGAAAGGAAGAGUGAUUUUUCUCUGGGCUGGGCUUGGCUGAACGGUUGUGCAUGUGAGGGAGGGAGACUUGUUGGGGGCUGGUAAGGGAGAAUGACGUUUCUCCCUUCCCUUUCGUUUGCACGCGCUUGCUGGAUCAGGGGGUAAUUAGCUUAAGAGAGUUUCACUGGCGUUUCUUCCCCUGGAGCACGGUUGCUUGCUUGCUGGUGCUGCAGCCCGAGGCGGAGGGGGGUGCCUGCGUGCGCGGCUGAUGUAGGCUCUUGGUAGGGUCGCUCCUUUCUUUCUCCUCUUCCUUCCUCUUCAGCGCGGAGAGAGGAGGAAGAAAGAGUCUUUCGGAGACGUCGGUGGAAAUUAAAACAAUAAUGAUUGCCGACCGCUUCUUUUAUCGUUCCCUUUCUGGAUGAGGAGCAGAAAGCCCCUUUGGCCAAUGUUCUGACUACUUUUUAAUUUUUUUUGGAGAACUGCCUUGGAUAUAUAUAUUUUUUUCUUGAAAUCGUGGAGUGGAGUAUUUCGGGGAAUUACUACAACGAAAGGAACAGAAACUCUCCGUUUUGUAUCUUUUAAAACCCGAUUUUUUGGGGUGGGUGGGAGAAAUACCUCUUAAUUAUAAAGCAUGGAGAACGAAAUAUUCACGCCUCUGUUGGAGCUCUUCAUGUCUAGUCCUCUUGUUACCUGGGUUAAGACGUUUGGACCCUUAGCUGGAGGAAAUGGAACCAACUUGGAGGAGUAUGUUGCACUUGUGGAUGGAAUUUUCUUGAAUGAAGUCAUGCUGCAAAUCAACCCCAAAGCUACCAGUCAGAGAGUAAAUAAGAAAGUCAACAAUGACGCAUCACUGAGAAUUCAGAAUUUGUCUAUUUUGGUGAGGCAGAUUAAAUCGUACUAUCAGGAGACUUUGCAGCAGUUGAUUAUGAUGCCUUUGCCAAAUGUCUUAAUAAUUGGCAAAAACCCUUUUUCGGAACAAGGUACUGAAGAAGUAAAAAAGCUACUCCUACUUCUGCUUGGCUGUGCAGUUCAGUGUCAGAAGAAAGAAGAGUUCAUUGAAAGGAUCCAGAGUUUAGACUUUGAUAUGAGAGCAGCUGUUGCUGCCCACAUACAAGAGGUGACACAUAAUCAGGAAAAUGUUUUUGAUCUACAGUGGAUGGAAGAUGGUGCUCUGUCACAAGAGUAUAUUGAGCCCCUCCUUAAAAAUAUGGCAUUGCAUUUAAAAAAACUUAUAGAUGAACGAGAUGAGCAUUCUGAGACUAUCAUAGAGCUCUCUGAAGAAAGAGACUCUCUCCAUUUUCUACCUCAUGCAUCAGCAGCACAAUCACCUUGUGGAUCUCCAGGCAUGAAACGUACUGAAAGCAGACAGCAUUUAUCAGUGGAGCUCGCAGAUGCCAAAGCAAAGAUCAGAAGACUUAGACAAGAGCUUGAGGAAAAGACUGAACAGUUGCUGGAUUGUAAACAAGAACUGGAACAGAUUGAAGUUGAAUUAAAGAGACUACAGCAAGAGAAUAUGAAUUUGCUUUCGGAUGCACGUUCUGCCAGGGUGUACCGAGAUGAGCUAGAUGCUCUUAGAGAGAAGGCAAUCCGUGUUGAUAAGCUUGAAAGUGAAGUCAGCAGAUACAAAGAGAGGCUACAUGAUAUUGAAUUCUACAAGGCUAGAGUAGAGGAACUCAAAGAAGAUAAUCAAGUAUUGUUGGAAACAAAGACAAUGUUGGAAGAUCAGUUGGAGGGGACCCGGGCUCGUUCAGAUAAAUUGCAUGAACUGGAGAAGGAGAAUUUACAGUUAAAAGCUAAAUUACAUGAUAUGGAGAUGGAACGUGAUAUGGAUCGGAAGAAAAUUGAGGAACUUAUGGAGGAAAACAUGACUCUAGAAAUGGCUCAGAAGCAAAGUAUGGAUGAGUCACUUCAUCUUGGAUGGGAACUUGAACAAAUAAACAGAUCCAGUGAACUAUCUGAAGCGCCACGAAAAUCACUUGGUCAUGAAGUGAAUGAACUGGCAUCGAGUAAGUUACUGAAACUGGAAAUGGAAAACCAAAGUUUGCUAAAGACUGUGGAAGAGCUACAAAGUACAGUGGGAUCUGUAGAAGGCAGUAAUUCAAAACUUCUGAAAAUGGAAAAGGAAAACCAGAUACUAAGUAAAAAGCUGGAACGAUUUGAGAAUGAACUUAGUGAAGAAAAGCAAAGUCUUCAGAACAGUCAGAAUCUAAGCAAAGAUCUGAUGAAAGAGAAAGCGCAGCUUGAAAAGACAAUUGAAACUCUGCGAGAAAACUCAGAGAGACAGAUUAAAAUGCUGGAACAGGAGAAUGAGCAUUUGAAUCAAACAGUGGCUUCCCUCAGACAGCGUUCGCAAAUCAGCGCUGAAGCAAGAGUCAAAGAUAUUGAAAAGGAAAAUAAAAUUCUCCAUGAAUCUAUCAAAGAGACAAGCAGUAAAUUAAAUAAGUUAGAAUUUGAAAAGAAGCAAAUUAAAAAAGAACUGGAACACUAUAAAGAGAAGGGAGAAAGGGCAGAUGAACUAGAGAAAGAAGUUCAACAUCUUGAAAAAGAAAAUGAAUUGUUGCAGAAAAAGGUUACUAACUUAAAGAUCACUUGUGAAAAAAUAGAUACUUUAGAACAAGAAAACUCCAUUUUAGAUAUGGAAAAUAGAAAGCUGAAAAAGACUUUAGAUAGCCUGAAAAAUCUCAGCUUUCAGCUAGAGUCCUUAGAGAAGGAGAAUACACAACUUGAUGAAGAGAAUUUAGAACUCAGAAGAACAGUUGAAUCUUUGAAAAGUAUAAACAUCAAGAUGGCUCAGUUACAGUUAGAAAACAAAGAAUUGGAAAGUGAGAAACAGCAGCUUCAGAAGAGUCUGGAGCUUAUGAAAACAUCUUGUAAGAAGACUGAACGUUUAGAAGUCAGUUACCAAGGUUUGGAUACAGAAAACCAAAGGCUGCAGAAAGCCCUCGAAAACAGUAACAAAAAGAUCCACCAUUUAGAAAGUGAACUACAAGAACUAGAGACAGAAAAUCAAGCCCUACAAAAAAAUUUAGAAGAAUUGAAAAUUUCUAGUAAACGUUUGGAACAGUUGGAGAAAGAAAAUAAACUUUUGGAGCAAGAAACAGCUCAGUUGGAGAAAGAUAAAAAGCAACUGGAGAAAGAGAACAAGAGACUGCGACAACAAGGAGAUAUUAAAGACAGCACUUUAGAAGACAACAAUGCAAAAAUCUGUAACCUGGAAAAAGAGAACAAGUCACUCAUUAAGGAAAUUGGUGCAUGUAAAGAAGCUUCCAUUCGGCUAAAAGAACUUGAAAAAGAGAAUAAAGAACUUGUAAAGAGAGCCACCAUUGACAAGAAAACACUUGUCACGUUGCGAGAGGAUUUGGUGAAUGAAAAGCUGAAGACUCAGCAGAUGAAUAAUGAUUUAGAGAAACUUACACACGAACUUGAAAAGAUUGGCUUGAAUAAGGAGCGCCUCUUGCAUGAUGAGCAGAGUAGUGAUGACAGUAAAUACAAACUGUUGGAGUCAAGGUUAGAAUCCACAUUGAAGAAAUCACUUGAAAUAAAAGAAGAAAAAAUUGCUGCUUUGGAAGCUCGGCUAGAAGAAUCAACAAAUUUAAACCAACAGCUGCGCCAGGAACUUAAAACAGUUAAAAAGAAUUAUGAAGCACUCAAACAAAGACAAGAGGAGGAGAAAAUGGUACAGAACUGUUCUCCACGAACUGGAGAAGACAGUCAGUCUAUUAAUAAAUGGGAGAGAGAAAGUCAAGAAACCACAAGAGAACUUUUGAAGGUUAAAGAUAGAUUAAUUGAAGUUGAAAGAAAUAAUGCAACACUGCAGGCAGAGAAGCAAGCUCUGAAAACACAACUAAAGCAACUUGAGACACAGAACAAUAAUCUGCAAGCUCAGAUUUUGGCUCUUCAGAGGCAGACAGUUUCCUUACAGGAACAAAAUACAACUCUACAGACUCAGAAUGCCAAGCUUCAGGUAGAAAAUUCCACUGUUAAUUCACAAAGUACAUCUCUUAUGAAUCAAAAUGCACAGCUGCUUAUUCAGCAGUCUGCCUUAGAAAAUGAAAAUGAAUCUAUAAUCAAAGAACGUGAAGAUUUGAGAUCACUGUAUGAUUCACUAGUCAAAGAUCAUGAAAAACUAGAACAGCUUCAUGAACGGCAAGCUGCAGAAUAUGAAUCUUUAAUUUCCAAACAUGGAAACCUUAAGUCAGUACAUAAAAAUCUUGAAAUGGAACAUAAGGACUUAGAAGACAGAUAUAAUCAGCUGCUGAAGCAAAAAGUGCAAUUAGAAGAACUGGAGAAAGUUCUCAAAACAGAACAAGAGAAGAUGGUACAACAGAACAAAAGGCAUGAAACUGUAGCUGCAGAAUAUAAAAAACUUUGUGAGGAAAAUGACAGGCUAAAUCAUACAUACACGCAGCUUUUGAGAGAGAAUGAUGUUCUCCAAAUGGAUCAUAAAAAUUUGAAAACACUUCUGAACAAUUCUAAACUGGAACAAACAAGAUUAGAAGCGGAAUUUUCCAAGCUCAGAGAACAGUACCAACAACUCGACAUUAAGCAUACAAAACUGAAUAAUCAGUGUGAGUUGCUUAGCCAGUUAAAAGGAAACUUGGAAGAGGAAAACAGGCAUCUGUUGGAUCAAAUACAAACAUUAAUGCUACAAAAUAGAACAUUAUUGGAGCAGAAUAUGGAAAGUAAAGAUCUUUUCCAUGUUGAACAAAGACAGUAUAUUGAUAAGCUAAAUGAAUUAAGGAGACAAAAAGAGAAAUUGGAAGAAAAGAUUAUGGAUCAAUAUAAGUUUUAUGAACCAUCACCACCAAGGAGGAGGGGUAAUUGGAUUACUCUGAAAAUGAGGAAAUUGAUAAAAUCUAAGAAGGAUGCUAACCGAGAACGUCUCAAGUCUCUUACUCUGACACCUACCCGCUCAGAAUCUAGUGAAGGAUUUCUUCAGCUGCCCCAUCAGGAUAGUCAAGAUAGCUCUUCAGUGGGCUCAAACUCACUGGAAGAUGGUCAGACUUUGGGGACCAAAAAAAGCAGCAUGGUUGCACUGAAAAGACUGCCCUUUUUGAGGAACAGACCGAAGGAAAAAGACAAAAUGAAGGCCUUCUACCGUCGCUCCAUGUCCAUGAAUGACCUGGUGCAGUCCAUGGUCCUAGCAGGAGGACAAUGGACUGGUAGUUCUGAGCAUCUGGAGGGUCCUGAUGAUAUAUCUACGGGUAAAAGGAGAAAAGAAUUGGGAUCUAUGGCCUUCUCUACUACAUCCAUCAACUUUGCAACUGUCAACUCUGCUGCAGGCUUGAGAUCCAAGCAGUUGCUUAAUAAUAAAGAUGCUACAUCUUUUGAAGAUGUAAGUCCACAAGGAGUUAGUGAUGAUUCUAGUACUGGAUCAAGAAUUCAUGCUUCGAGACCAGCCAGCCUUGAUAGUGGCAGAACAUCCACUAGCAAUAGCAAUAAUAAUGCCUCACUCCAUGAAGUCAAAGCAGGUGCAGUUAAUAAUCAAAGCAGGCCACAAAGCCACAGCAGUGGAGAAUUUAGCCUGCUUCAUGAUCACGAAGCAUGGUCCAGCAGCAGCAGUAGUCCUGUCCAGUAUUUGAAAAGCCACGCCAGGUCUAGUCCCAUGCUCCAUCACAAAAUGUCAGAAACACUGGACAGACAAGGAACCUGGAGAAUUAAGACAGAUUCCCCUGGGAGUGAAGUGGUUACUCUGCAACAGUUUUUGGAAGAAAGUAAUAAUACUAUUUCAACUGAGAUCAAAUCCUCAACUCAAGAGAAUCUGCUGGACGAAGUAAUGAAAAUUUUCUCUGAAAAUGCUGAAUUGGCAGGAAGAGAUAAACUAAGGAAACACUCAUCAGUUGGCAGUGGUAUUGCCAGAUCACAGAGUGUGAAAAACACAUCUGAAUUCUCUGAUGGAAAAUUAGUGAAGCAGGAUCAUCUUGUAAGAUCCAGUACACAAAGAACAGAAGAUCCCAACUUCUUGAACUCUUCAAAAACACUUACAGCAGGGACCAGAGGCAAGACCAAGUCUGUUAAGGAAAACAUACAAAUGAGCGUACCACAACGACAAUCAAAAGAUUGUAACCCUUAUGCUACUUUACCUCGUGCAAGCAAUGUAAUUUCUACAGCUGAAGGAACUACUCGGAGAACAAGCAUCCAUGACUUUUUAUCGAAAGACCCUAGACAGCCAAUAUCAAUUGACCCAUCUCCACCUACAAUUGACAGAAGCAUCCCAUCAGCUUCUAGUGAGUACAGUCCUUCACAACAGUCCUCUUGUGUUUUUCAUUAUAAACCUUAUACUACAAUUACCCUGUCAGAAAAUGAUUUAGGUAGUAUAGCUAUGGGAGAUUAUUCUGCUCAUAAAUCAGAAGAGCAGAAUUCAAGGACUGCCAAGACAAAUUUAAAUGCGAAAACACUUUCUUGUAGUAGCAUGUACAGUGAAAAGGUAGGCCCAUCAGUAAGCAGUGUACGGAAAUACUCUGCAUUCUGUUCAUCCAGGCCAUUUUUGUCACUUAAUACUGAAUUAGUCAGCAGUGUAAGUGGAUUGCCUCAAAGGCCUGUAUCAAAAGCAACCAAUAUAACUUCUGAGUCAUCAGUGAAAGCUGCACAGAAGGAUCAUAAGCUACCUUCUGAGAAUCAGAAAUCUGAUUACAGAAACUUAGAAGUGACUCCGAAUAAUAGUGAAUGUACUGUCCUUGCACAUGAAAACACAAGUGAGAGUAAAUCCCCAUUACCACUUUCUGAAGAUACCCAAACUGUUUGGUAUGAAUAUGGUUGUGUAUGAUUAAAUAAAGACUAAAUACCUUUCCCAUACAAUGUGGAUGUUAAAAAUAUGUUUACUGUUUAAAUCACAUUUAAAUCAUUUACUAACUAGGGCUGUACCUAAAUCUACAUGUUUUUCCUCUAAGUGGAGUUGAAUAAAUUCAUUUUUUUUCCUUAGCAUGUGGCAGAAUGUAAAAUUAUAAUUACACCAAAGCUCGCAUGAAACAUUAACUGCAUUGUGUAUUUUCUGCAUGCCUUUAAAAAGUGUUAAUACAAGCUAAUGGUCUGUAUUUUUAUUUUCUAUUUGUUACAAAUAAUUUAUUUUUUGUGCAUUGCUGGAUGCAUGCUAAACCAGUUGCAUGCUGCUGUGCCAGAAACGGCACAAAACACCAGGUAACUUUCAGCAACAGUAAUUUCUUCAGUUUAUUUUCCUUUCAGAUGCACCAGUAUCAUGUGAAUUAUUCAUUUUGACCCCAAUCCAGCAACAAUUACAAGUUAUUAAGGCUGCAAACCUGUGCACUUACCUACCAUAAACCCCACUGAAUUAUGUGGGGUCUGCAUCUGAGUAAACAUGCAUGGUUCUGCAGUUUAAAUCUGAUUUUGAACCUUGUCUUUUUGCUUACUGAUUUGCAGCCCAAUUUUAAUCAUAUUUACUCAAAAGUAAAUAUGAAUUGUUCAGUGGAACUUGCUUAAGUACAGUUAGGAUUGCAGCCUUAGUCAUGACUUACAUUUGUUUGAUCGGGCUUUUAAAUGAAAAUGCCUUUUCCCCCUCCUGUACAUACUACUGAAAAAAUGCAAACAGUGCUCUGCAUCCCUGGAUUUUAAUUCAUGCCAUGUGUAAAUUCCACUCAUGAAAUAAGUUAUACUCUAAAUAAUUAUGUGCUGAUAACUUGCACACUGAAUAUGAACUACUGUUCAUAAUAGUAAAACAUUAAUGUUGGAAAACCUAAA
Molecule: messenger RNA, 8342 nt
Organism: Heteronotia binoei (common prickly gecko)
Lineage: Eukaryota; Metazoa; Chordata; Lepidosauria; Squamata; Gekkonidae
Gene: CCDC88A
Product: coiled-coil domain containing 88A
Exons: 31
Coding region: 1279-7413 (2044 amino acids)
Biological process (GO): cytoplasmic microtubule organization; cytoskeleton-dependent intracellular transport
Cellular component (GO): cytoplasm; centrosome
Molecular function (GO): microtubule binding; dynein light intermediate chain binding
Source: RefSeq, a predicted model, not a curated record